Molecule: messenger RNA, 4064 nt
Organism: Poecile atricapillus (Black-capped chickadee)
Lineage: Eukaryota; Metazoa; Chordata; Aves; Passeriformes; Paridae
Product: transcription factor SOX-10
Exons: 3
Coding region: 949-2340 (463 amino acids)
Biological process (GO): neural crest cell migration; negative regulation of transcription by RNA polymerase II; peripheral nervous system development
Cellular component (GO): nucleus
Molecular function (GO): RNA polymerase II cis-regulatory region sequence-specific DNA binding; DNA-binding transcription factor activity, RNA polymerase II-specific
Source: RefSeq, a predicted model, not a curated record
CCUUUAUUUUUAGAGUGUUUCUUUCUCUUAGGGGGAAACUGCUGCACAGCAGCAGGGACUUUUAGAGGUGACUGCAGACCGAAGGAGAAAGGCGGAGUGUGUGGGACAGGCAGCCCAAAGCCUGUCUCAAAGUUAAACUUGGCUGUAUUUUUGUCUGGAUAUAUAUAGAUAUAGAUACAGAUACAUGAAUGUGAGUAUGCAUAUGCAUACGCACACAUAUAUACUGGAGUGUGUGUGUGGAUGAAGUGUAGAUGUAUUUCAAGCCUUUGGUUUAUCAGCUGUGAGAGGAUGAGAUGUCCCUGCAGAAGUACUUUCUCACAGCUGGGAUCAGGGUCUCUGGGUGUGGAUCCCGGGCCUGCAUGGUGGUGCCACCCGCUCAGGUUCCCUGGCACCUGGGGUAUCAGUCCCUUCUGGCUUACAGAUACGGUGCUGGUGCUUCCCCUCCCAUGCCUCCCCCCAGACAUUUCACUGCAUGUCUUUGAAAUUAAGGGGCACUUCUCCACACAAGUUUGGUGGCUCUCCUCCACAUUCCACUCCUCCGUGGAGUGCUGUGCCCAGGCAGAAUGGUACAUGUCUCUCUUCUUUCAGGUCCCCAACCUUCCUUAUCCCUCUUGCUGAAGGCCCUUCCACACAUGUCAGCUCCACAAGACUGCAGAGAUAGGGAGCAAUAUCCCAAUUAAUCGGGGGCCCUGACCCAUCCCAACCCCCAUUGAUCACGGGUUCUGCGGUGUGCACGGCAAUUGCAUUUCUUGCGCUUUAAGUGAGCAGCUCCUGUCUCGUGGUCAGUUCUUCAGAGACCUUGGAGUCCCUUUCAAAUUUGGUGGUUGCUUCUCUUUUUCUCCCUUUUCCCCCUUUUUUCCUUUCUUUCCUUUGUUUUUGUCUUCCUCCCUUCCCUCCUCAGUGAGAAGAAGAACAGUGAGAAGGAAGAGGGAAGGCUUGAGAGCAACGAUGGCUGACGACCAAGACCUUUCAGAGGUGGAGAUGAGCCCAGUGGGCUCUGAAGACCACCACUGCCUCUCCCCGGGACCCUCCAUGGCAUCAGACAACUCCCCGCACCUCACUGGCUCUGGGAAUGGGGAGAUGGGGAAGGUCAAGAAGGAACAGCAAGACUCGGAGGCGGAUGAUGACAAGUUCCCGGUGUGCAUCCGCGAGGCAGUCAGCCAGGUGCUGAGCGGCUAUGACUGGACCCUGGUUCCUAUGCCCGUCCGGGUCAAUGGAAGUAACAAGAGCAAACCCCAUGUCAAGCGGCCCAUGAAUGCCUUCAUGGUCUGGGCACAGGCUGCCCGGAGGAAACUGGCUGACCAGUACCCACACCUGCACAACGCCGAGCUCAGUAAGACCUUGGGGAAGCUCUGGAGGUUGUUGAACGAAAGCGACAAGCGGCCCUUUAUCGAAGAGGCGGAGCGGUUGAGGAUGCAGCACAAGAAGGACCAUCCUGAUUACAAGUACCAGCCCCGCCGGCGGAAAAACGGCAAGGCCACACAGGGCGAGGGUGAAGGCCAGGUAGAGGGGGACGCUGGUGGGGCUGCUGCCAUCCAGGCCCACUACAAGAGCGCCCACCUGGAUCACAGGCAUCCCGGAGAAGGGUCGCCCAUGUCUGACGGUCAUCCAGAACACUCCUCAGGUCAGAGCCAUGGGCCCCCCACACCUCCUACCACCCCUAAGACCGAGAUGCAGGCAGGCAAAGCCGAUUCCAAACGAGAAGGGCGUUCGCUGGGGGAAGGAGGAAAGCCACACAUUGACUUUGGCAAUGUGGACAUCGGGGAGAUCAGUCACGAGGUGAUGUCCAACAUGGAGACCUUUGAUGUCAAUGAAUUCGACCAAUACCUGCCGCCCAACGGACACGCCGGCCACCCCGGCCACGUCGGAGGCUAUGCGGCAGCGGCCGCUGCUGGCUAUGGCCUUGGGAGCGCCCUGGCUGCAGCCAGUGGACACUCUGCCUGGAUCUCCAAGCAGCAUGGAGUCUCCUUGUCCACUGCCACCUCAUCGGUGGUGGACUCAAAGGCCCAGGUGAAAACGGAGGGGUCCACCCCUGGAAGCCAUUACACUGACCAGCCCUCCACCUCCCAGAUUGCCUACACAUCCUUGAGUCUGCCCCACUACGGCUCGGCCUUCCCCUCCAUCUCCAGGCCACAGUUUGACUACCCGGACCACCAGCCCUCGGGACCCUACUACAGCCAUUCCACCCAAGCCUCUGGCCUCUACUCUGCCUUCUCCUAUAUGGGACCUUCCCAACGUCCCCUUUACACUGCCAUCUCUGACCCUGCACCCUCCGUGCCACAGUCUCAUAGCCCCACACACUGGGAACAGCCCGUGUACACAACUCUCUCCAGACCGUAGGGAAUGGGGAACAGUGACCAAAGCAGCGAUGGAAAGGCUCCCAAGAAUCAGCACAGGCAGAAGAGCCUCCGAACUCCAAGGUCACUCAGUGCCAUCCAGCCACCAGAACCUACCAAGUAUACAGAAGUGCCUUUCUUGAUCCCAGCUGUCGCUGGCACACCCACCUAGAGGAAGGUUUAUCGUCCUUUCACCCUUUACCAAUUUCACACAGGCCACGUGACUGGCUUGCGAUGCCUUAUUGGCCUUCUAGAUGAGGAGGAUUCUAGACAUGGAGUGACUGGUCUAUGGUGGGUUUUGUUGUGCACACCCUGGACUGGUAUGAUGAGAGAGACUGUCCUUUCCAUCCCCUCCCACACUGCUCCAGGGAAUUUGCAAGUGUUUCCAACAGGCCACAAUGGCCAACACAUUGUCACCUGCUGUGGGUGUAGGGUGGUGGCUCAGCCUCGGCAGAUGUGCCAUGGGAGGGGCAGUAGGGAGGUGGCAUGGCCGGCUUCCAUGCAAUCAGCAUCGUGCAGCAGUCCUGCCUAAGAUUCACACACGCAUGAAUCUCGAACCCCUUGGAAGACCAACCUACGCUUGCUUCCCUGCCAAUUUCCACAGCUGCACUCUAGCUUUUCUCCCCACCUCCUCCCUCCAUCUUGUCUCUGUUUAAUCCCACACUCUUCCCAGCAUGGAGAAUUGAAGGCUUGCCUGAACAGUACAUGGGAUUUGGGAACAGCAUGGUCAGUCUUAGCAUUACUCAUAUCACAGCCUGUGUGCACACACGUGUUCAUGUAUGAAGGUGGAGGAGAGGUGGGAAAGGACCAAUGAAUCAUUACGGUGCUAUGGGUGAAUCCUCCUUUUUUAAAAUUACUCUGUAUCAUUCAUUUAUGUCUGGCAUUUCUGGCCUCUCAGUCUCUUCUAAUCUCUUCGGAACCCCAAACAACCUCUGAGCAAACUUCGUCCUUGCUCUUCCAUGUCUGAUGGUGCCUGCAUGAAAUGAAGAGGCACCAAGAAAGCUACAAUGCACUUGCCAACACCCCGAGUUGAUUCCAGUACUCUGAGGUCCCACUCCAAACCCAGGCUGAACUCAUUCAUUCAUCAUGUCUCCCAGUCAGCCAAAACCUCUCUCCCAUCUAUGCUGAGAAUGGAAAGAUACUCCUGUGGCUUUAAGCAAGGUAGAUACAGACCCAAUCUUGGAUGAUGAAAGAAAAGAACCCCAUUUGGGUGCAAAGUAAUCUUCUUUGCCUUUGGGUUUCAAACUGGAAGCAACCAGCUCUUAGAGAUCAACCUCUUUUUUCAGCCCAACAUCUGAGGACAGUCUGCUUGCUUCUCCUUUGUCACCUCCAAGAGUGGGGUGUUUUGCCAGGUCAGGGAGUAAACCGGCACAAAAAUUGCCACUGGAAAAGAUGAUUCCUGGCAGCUGAUUGCAGAGACAUGCUGUGGGACUUCCCAAUGCAUAUUCCAGUCUAGAAAGAGACUUUAACCAAAUGUGGACUGUGAUGGGUGCUGCUGUAUCCCUCUGCUGAUAUGACUGUCAGAUGCCCUUCCUGCCUCCCUUAGCUACAGAAGACUUCUCCUUGUGGUGUCUGAAAAGAUCAUGUAGAAUGUUUGCUCCCUGUACGCAUGUAACCUCUUCCAGCCCUGUCCCCUUAUUUAUGCAAGUAGCACCUUCCUCCCCUACCUCCCUUUCCUCAGUCUCUGUGCCAUCCUAGCACCAUUAACUCUGCAUUAAACAUAUGGAA